CUGGGCGCAUCCCAGCGAUUCUCUCAAUGUCCGAUCGUCUUUUCUCUUGGACGCCCGAAUCAAACGACGACGACUAUAUCCGCGAAUCGACCAGGCGCAAGCGAAAGCACUCCCACAAACCCGGCAACCCAGCCUUGAUGUCUGGUGGCUUGCCAUCGCCCGCCAUGGAGCGCGAGGACCCCAUCGAAAAUGGCGCAAAAUCGGCCAAGAAGUCUAAGAAGGAGCACAAGAAGAGGAAGCAUGAGAGUGACGGGGCUGUCAACGGCGAUGCAGUGAGGGAGAAGAAGCGCAAGGUGACACCGCCCGUCGAUGCCGACGACGAUUCUGCUCCAGAGGAGCAGCCCAGCAAGAAAAAGUCGAAGCAGGAGCGCAAAGAGGAGAAGAGACGACUGAAAGCGCUGGCAAAAGCUGAGCAAGCGCCUGUUGAGGAAGCACACGCGGAAGAGGUUGAGGCAGAAGAGCAGGUCAACCAGGAAUUGAAGGAUGCUGCAGCAGAGGCUGGUGCUGCUGAUGUCGAGAACGAAGACGAUUUCGCCGCAUUUGGAUCAGAUGACGAGCAGCAACCGCAAACGAACGGCCAUGAUGCAGACUCUGAGGUGGAAGAAGAGGACGAGGAUCAAGAAGCAGCCGAUCUACCUUCAGCAGUCGGUGUAUCGCUACCCAGUACAAGCGAAGAGCCGAAGAAGUUCUCCGAGGUCAAUCUGAGUGAGAAGACCAUGCGCGCUAUCAAUGACAUGAAAUUCGAGAACAUGACAGAAAUUCAGAGAAGGGCGAUGGGCCCGCUAUUGGCAGGCAAGGACGUGCUAGGUGCCGCAAAGACUGGAUCUGGAAAGACACUGGCAUUCCUUGUACCUUGCGUAGAGUUGCUGCAUGGUCUUCGAUUCAAGCCGCGAAACGGAACUGGUGUGAUUGUGGUCUCACCAACUCGAGAGCUGGCGCUCCAAAUUUUUGGUGUCGCGCGAGAACUCAUGGAGCACCACUCACAGACUUUUGGCAUUGUCAUUGGUGGUGCGAACCGAAGGGCAGAGGCGGAGAAGCUGGCCAAGGGUGUGAAUCUGCUCAUUGCCACGCCGGGACGCUUGCUCGAUCAUCUGCAGAACACUCCAGGGUUUGUGUUCAAGAAUGUCAAGGCACUUGUCAUUGACGAAGCCGAUCGAAUUCUGGAAGUGGGUUUCGAGGACGAGAUGCGACAGAUUGUCAAGAUUUUACCAAAGGACGAUCGUCAAACCAUGCUCUUUUCCGCUACGCAGACGACAAAGGUUGCGGAUCUUGCGAGAGUCUCACUUCGAGAGCGACCUCUAUACAUCAACGUGGACGACAAGGAAGAGCACAGCACAGUCGCCGGGUUGGAGCAAGGGUACGUGAUCUGCGACUCCGAUAUGCGGUUCCGCCUACUCUUUACCUUCCUCAAGAAGCAUCCCCAGAAGAAGAUCAUUGUCUUCUUCAGCAGCUGUAACUGCGUCAAGUACUACUCAGAACUUCUCAACUACAUCGAUCUGCCGGUCCUCGAUUUGCAUGGCAAGCAAAAGCAACAGAAACGGACGAACACAUUUUUCGAAUUCUGUAACGCCAAGUCUGGAACCCUCAUCUGCACAGAUGUAGCAGCAAGAGGUCUUGAUAUCCCUGCUGUAGAUUGGAUUGUGCAGUUCGAUCCUCCGGAUGACCCUCGCGAUUACAUUCAUCGCGUCGGCAGAACAGCGCGAGGUGCAAAUGCGAAGGGAAAGAGUUUGAUGUUCUUGCAGCCGAGUGAAGUUGGUUUCUUGUCGCACCUGAAGGAGGCAAAGGUGCCUCUUGUCGAGUUCGAGAUCCCACCAAAGAAGAUUCUUGAUAUCCAGUCACAGUUGGAGAUGCUCAUUGGCAAGAACUACUAUUUGAACAAGUCUGCCAAAGAUGGCUAUAGAUCUUAUCUUCAGGCCUAUGCUUCCCACUCGCUUCGUACAGUGUUCGACAUCCACAAGCUUGACCUCAAGAAAGUGGCCAAGGGUUUCGGAUUCUCAGUGCCUCCCAAGGUCGACAUCAAUCUUGGAGCCAGCAUGAAGAAGCCUGAUCAGGCGAGGAGGAAUUACGGAAGCCAGCCUGCACAGAAGAGGAAGUUCCAAGGAGGCAAGCCUGUGAGGCGGUGAUCAGGUCUGGAAUGAGGUGAUGUACAAAAGCCAUAUUGGUUUGUUUCAAAAGGGAGUCCAUAGCGAGGCGUUGUGUAAUGAAGGCUACUUUUGUGUAGGACUGAGCCGUGCCUGUAGGAAGACUCAAGAGAGCGGGUAAAUUUGACUCGGGAC
Cercospora beticola is the source of this 2276-nucleotide messenger RNA. It is a transcript of the gene HAS1, whose product is annotated as DDX18/HAS1 family DEAD/DEAH box RNA helicase. Gene Ontology annotation, cellular component: nucleolus. Gene Ontology annotation, biological process: maturation of LSU-rRNA from tricistronic rRNA transcript (SSU-rRNA, 5.8S rRNA, LSU-rRNA). Lineage: Eukaryota; Fungi; Ascomycota; Dothideomycetes; Mycosphaerellales; Mycosphaerellaceae. The record is from RefSeq and is a predicted model, not a curated record. Gene Ontology annotation, molecular function: nucleic acid binding; RNA helicase activity; ATP binding.